UCCAACAUCUAAUAAUAACAAUAGAUUGUAUUAAAAGCCAAUUGAACUCUGAGCUUCUACCUGCAUGUUAGGCUGCCUGGUUCAACAAGGUUCGGUGAGGUUCGGUAGGUUCGGUAGGUUGAGUUCAUGUGGGUUUUACUAACCGCUUCCUGUUGAUGGGACAUCUGGAAACCAGCUCUCCGCAACAUGACGACAGGAAUUGGAGGCUUUGAUAUGCUCUCUCGCCCGCUGACAGAGACCCACCGCAGGGGGCGUGGCCCGACAGCAGAAGCCCUGCCCACUGAUCUCCCAUUGGUCGAUGCAGACGAGGCUCCUGCAGGAGGACCCGCCCCCCCGGCCCCUCCCUGCUGCUCCUGCGCCUCCCUCUUGCCCCGCCUCCUGGCGGCUCACCGCAUGGAGGUGCGGCGCCUCCUACGAGGAGCUUUGUCGUCUCUCGGCCGCCGUAUGGACUCUCUGGAGAGGAAGAGGAGGAAGAGGAGGAAGGACGGAGGAAGAGGAGGUCCUCCUAGUAUCACCUGCAACUCCUUCUCUUGCUCACCUGCAUCGUUGCCUCAUGUCAUCACUUCCUCUUCGUGGUCACCCUCCGCUUCAUCAGACCGUAUCAACCCAACUCCUUCCUGCAGCUUCAGCCAAUCAGAGCAGAGUAGGAGGGGCAGUGAAGGAGAGGAGGUGAGGAGGAGGAAGAGGAGGAGAAGCCAUGAAGGCUUUCUUCCUCCAGGGAAUGAGGAGGAGGAGGAAGAGGAGAGGUUUGUGGGUCAGAUGGUGGUCUCUGUCAGAGGAAGAGGAGGACCUGAGGAAGCAGAGACAGAGCCUCUCGUCCUCCAUGACUUCAACCAGAGGAAACGCAGACGAAGGGUCAGCCAAUCAGAGCAGGGCUUCAGCGUGCUGGUGAAGAAGAACGGCUACAGCUCCCAGCAUGCACUGCUUCCUCUGCAGGCGGCCGAGAUUGGCCAGACCUGUGGCCAAUCACAAGCCCUCGCUGUGCUGCCUGGACGGUGGAUGUUUUGUGACAUCAUCACGCACCUGUCCUCCAAACGGACCCACCCACAGCCAUGGCUGCAGAACCCCACCCCAGUGCUACACCUGUCUGCCGUUGCCAUGGAGACGGUGUUAGACUGGGUGAAGGGCGGAGCCUAUUGGAGUCCUCUGCGUUCUCUGAGGGACUGGACAGCACCGCCCAGUUUGGACAGCGACCACAGCUACAUAAGAAGACCGACAACCAGCUGUACAGGUUCUCUCCAGGGUCAUCACAAGCUGUGGUCCAAUCACAGUACCUGGAGCCUGUGGUUGCCAAGGCGACGAGCCUUGCCCCUAAAUUUAUGUUCAGCCAAUGGGCUGUCUGCUGCCCUCCCUGCUGACCAAUCAGCAGCGCUCUCAGAGUUUCACAGCACAAAUGUGAAGCUCAGUAAACGAGUGUCGCAGAUCAGAAUACGGCGUGCGUCGCCGCGGGAGACCCCUCUCACACCAAUGGGACUGCCCAAAGCGAAACGGUUGAAGAAGAAGGAGUUCACCCUGGAGGAGAUCUACACCAACAAGAACUACGAGGCCCCACCCAACAUCAGGAGCCUGGAAACCAUAUUUGAGGAGCCUCGGGAGAAAGAUGGAGCGCUGCUCCUGAUUGGCCAGCAGAAGCGUCGCCGGCUCCUCCUCUUCCCUGACUUCACUCAGCCCAGGAAGAGGAAGAAACCCCAAGGGCUGGGUCUUCCUGUUUCUUUGGUGCCCAGAAAACGAGCCGCAGUGCGGCGACACGUUCACGGCGGCGGGCUGGAUGACGGCAGCGACCUGGACGUGAUGCUGGUGGAGCGCCUGAGCGAACUCGAUGACUUCCUGACUCAGCAGGGCCUGGACGUAUGACAUCAUUUCCUGACAGCUGACUAAAUGGACACACCAAUGGUGACGGUGUGAGGAGGUGAAUGGAGACAUGUCUGCAGAGGCUGAGCCUUGGAUCAGGCAACACCCCCUCCGGGAGGCUCCACCCUCUACAGAUACACCUGUGGACUGCCAGUCUCUGCAGUACCCUGUAGUACUCUGUAGUACUCUGGAGUGUUGUGAACUGUGAUGUUUAUUUCUGAUGAAAACUGUAUUUUUGGACAAAUAAAGUAAUUUCUUGUCUGAAACA
Molecule: messenger RNA, 2119 nt
Organism: Xiphophorus couchianus (Monterrey platyfish)
Lineage: Eukaryota; Metazoa; Chordata; Actinopteri; Cyprinodontiformes; Poeciliidae
Exons: 11
Coding region: 187-1854 (555 amino acids)
Source: RefSeq, a predicted model, not a curated record